CGUCGCUCACCAGGCGGUCGAUCACAUUGUGCGAUAAAUGUUUCGCGAUUUGCUUUUAGUUUGUUUUUAAUUGUAUGGUGUGUUGUGGCAUUAUUAGGUCGUUAGUUAGGUACUACGAGUAUUCAUUGCUUAAUGAAGAAAAAAAUAUUUUUCAAAGAGAAUGAUUGGAGUGAAAAUAUCUUGUACAAAUGUUCUGACACUCAGAUCCCAUGAGUAAUGUUUUCAGCUGGCAACAUUCCUGCGAAGGUUUUAAAAUCUGUAUGCUUUUAGUAUCUGGUACUAUAGUACUAAGUAGUCUCUAAUUCAGUUUACUCUACAAGCUUGUUGAUGUCGUGUAAACUUCUCGAUGUUUUGAAGUGGAUGACUUGAUGUUUGUGACGUUUUCUCUUGUGGACUAAGAUAGCAAUCAGUGAAGGUGAAGAAAAUGUCGUCUGAGUCCUUACCUCUUGGUCUAAAACAACUCGGUAACCUUAGCGAGUUGUGCGUCAGGCAGAAGGUGACGCACUUCGCCAACAACAAGUACGUGGUUAUGACGCCAGAUGGUAGCCCGGUGCUGUUCGCCCGCGAGGACUCCGGCUUGAUGGACAGGCUGCUGAUGGGCACCAGCCGGGCUCUGCACAUCAACGUCUUUGACACUGAAGAUAAGGAGGUGAUGAGGUUCCGGCGACCGUACACGAUGGGUCCGGACAAGAUGGAGGUUUGUGUGUGCGGGCGCGGAGUGGCGCUCGUGCGCAAAGAGUUCACCUUCCUCAAGCCCGUCAUCAACGUCAACGACGCCGCUGACCGCCCGCUCUUCCGCGUCAAGGGCCCGCUCGCCAUCACCAGCCAGUGUGACUUCGAGAUAUAUAACAUGGAGAAGAAGCGUGUGGGCGCAAUUCGCAAGAAGUGGGGCGGCUUGGUGCGGGAGGCGUUCUCGAGCGCAGACAACUACGUCAUCGAGCUGCCCGCCGACCUGGACGUACGCUACAAGGCCGCGCUUCUCGGCACCUGCUUCCUUAUAGACUUCAUGUACUACGAGAACUGAGAUGAAUCUGUAUGUCAUGCGCAGUGCAAGAAGAUAUUGAAAAGGAGAUGAAGUUGGUGCGCGGGAACUGUCAAGUGACAAAGAUGUUGCUGCCGAGGCAGUACCACACACAUUCAAAUUAAGCAUAAAGUUGAAUUAAAAAUCAUCCUUUAUAGAUUUUUUCACAAAAUACUCAUUUGUUAAAAACGUAACGUAACGUGUAUAAACUACUGUGUAGUUGAUUAAUUAAAUAUAAUUAUUGUCAUGUUGUGUUGAGUACAGUGUCUACGUAAUGUACAAAAUGUUAUAUUUUAUUGACGAAAAUGAAAAAGUUGAAAUCUUGAUUUCCAAAUAAGCGACAUCUAUCGACUCGCAUCAUAACUAAAUUUAAAAUUGCAAGUCA
Messenger RNA from Papilio xuthus (Asian swallowtail), 1406 nucleotides. RefSeq names its product phospholipid scramblase 1. The transcript is spliced from 6 exons. Gene Ontology annotation, cellular component: plasma membrane. Gene Ontology annotation, molecular function: phospholipid scramblase activity. The coding region runs from base 425 to 1024 and encodes 199 amino acids. The record is from RefSeq and is a predicted model, not a curated record. NCBI's taxonomy places the organism in Eukaryota, Metazoa, Arthropoda, Insecta, Lepidoptera, Papilionidae. Gene Ontology annotation, biological process: plasma membrane phospholipid scrambling.